GCAAUCCAGUGGCCUACAAUGCUUGAGAAAAGAGAAUUCCCUUUUCUUAUUUUUCCUUUUACUUUGUGGCCUUGAGAGCAACGACCUUUUCCUUUAUAACUGCCAAUAUUUAACUAGCGCCAAAAGCUUGUUAUCUUCGCUCUCAAAAAGACCACCCACCUAUCUCUAUCAAAUAAUUUACGUUGUUGAUCUCUGUAUAAUCUAUGCUUGUGUGAUUCUAAGAGUAAGAGAUGGAAGAAGAGAAAUAUGUGCCGGCAAGUUCUAUGCGGUACAGUGCACGAAUCAUGUCGCCAGAAAUCGUAGAGAUAGGGGAUGAUAGCAAGACUAUUACUAACAGCAUAGAUGGAAUCAAUGAUGAUGUUUAUGUAGCUGUUGGUAAAAAUGACACAGAUGUACUGAAGUGGGCUCUAGAUCACGCUGUUUCACCUGGAGCUCGAGUUUUUCUUGUCCAUGUUUUUCCUCCUCUGUCAUAUAUCCCUACACCAGUUGGAAAGUUAUCAAGGAGCCAAUUAAGUCAAGAUCAAGUGAGAUUUUACAUUAAUGAAGAGAAUAACAGAAGGAGGAACCAGCUGCAAAAAUACAUUCGCCUGUGUGCCAAUGCCAAGGUGACAGUAGAUACAAUGCUGCUGGAGAGCAAUCUGACUGCCAAAACUAUUCUAGAACUCAUUCCUGUUCUCAACAUCACCCACCUUGUCAUGGGAAACAAACGCCUACCUCGCUCAAGGCUGCUGAGGAAAAAGUUGGGAAAAGGAGAAUUUGUGAAGAAGAAAGCUCCAGACUAUUGUGAGGUUAGUAUUAUUCAUAAUGGAAAGAAGAUCAUGGAUGGUAAGGAUGGGAUAGAGCCAGUGUCAUCCUGUGCCCAAAGACCAGAUGUUAUCCGCAGCUCUGCUAACAGGUUUUUCAACCUUCCAUGUUUCCCAGUUUGUAGGAACAUGGUGAUGGAUUCUUAAGAUUUUAUCCAAAACAGAAGAAGAAGCAGCAGCCGGCAUUGGAAAGACCAGCAGGAGCAACCCAAAAACUCUCAAAUACAAGGUGGAAGCUGAAGGAAACAGACUCCCGGUGGCUGCCAUUUUUUUGAAGACUACAACUAACACUAUAUUAAUUUCCGUGUUUGUACUAAAAAAACAUAUUAAAUAGAAAGAUGUAAUGUAAAUCAAACCAGUGAAUGGAAGUCGAAAUCCUCAUAGAUAUAUGAUUCCCUUC
Molecule: messenger RNA, 1203 nt
Organism: Populus nigra (black poplar)
Lineage: Eukaryota; Viridiplantae; Streptophyta; Magnoliopsida; Malpighiales; Salicaceae
Product: U-box domain-containing protein 33-like
Exons: 5
Coding region: 231-950 (239 amino acids)
Source: RefSeq, a predicted model, not a curated record